AUGGCGCUGAAGGACACCGGUAGCGGCGGCAGUACCAUACUGCCCAUCAGCGAGAUGGUCUCCUCGUCUAGCUCGCCCGGCGCGCCGGCAGCCGCAGCCCCGGGGCCCUGCGUGCCCUCGCCUUUCCCGGAGGUGGUGGAGCUGAACGUGGGCGGCCAGGUCUAUGUGACCAAGCACUCGACACUGCUCAGCGUCCCGGACAGCACUCUGGCUAGCAUGUUCUCACCCUCCAGUCCCCGGGGCGGCGCCCGGCGCCGGGGCGAGUUGCCCAGGGACAGCCGGGCGCGCUUCUUCAUCGACCGGGACGGCUUCCUCUUCAGGUACGUGCUGGAUUAUCUGCGGGACAAGCAGCUCGCGCUCCCAGAGCACUUCCCCGAGAAGGAGCGGCUCCUGCGUGAGGCCGAGUACUUCCAGCUCACUGACCUGGUCAAGCUGCUGUCGCCCAAGGUCACCAAGCAGAACUCGCUCAACGACGAGGGCUGCCAGAGCGACCUGGAGGACAACGUCUCGCAGGGCAGUAGCGACGCGCUUUUGCAGCGCGGGGCAGCAGCCGCCGCGCCCUCGGGCCCCGGAGCGCACGGCGGCGGUGGUGGCGCGCAGGACAAGCGCUCGGGCUUCCUCACGCUGGGCUACCGCGGCUCCUAUACCACGGUGCGCGACAACCAGGCGGACGCCAAGUUCCGGCGCGUGGCGCGCAUCAUGGUGUGCGGGCGCAUAGCGCUGGCCAAGGAGGUCUUCGGGGACACGCUAAACGAGAGCCGCGACCCGGACCGGCCGCCGGAGAAGUACACGUCGCGCUUCUACCUCAAGUUCACCUACUUGGAGCAGGCGUUCGACCGCCUGUCCGAGGCCGGCUUCCACAUGGUGGCGUGCAACUCCUCGGGCACUGCCGCCUUUGUCAACCAGUACCGCGACGACAAGAUCUGGAGCAGCUACACCGAGUACAUCUUCUUCCGACCAGCUCAGAAAAUAGUGUCACCUAAACAAGAACAUGAAGAUAGGAAACAAGACAAAGGUAUGGAUAAAGGAAGUGAAAGUGGGACUUCCUGUAACGAGCUCUCCACUUCCAGUUGUGACAGCCACUCAGAGGCAAGCACUCCACAGGACAACCCGCCCAAUAUCCAGCAGGCUACAGCUCACCAACCCAGCACCUUAACAUUGGAUCGUUCCUCCAAAAAAGCACCAGUGCAAUGGAUGCCCACACCAGACAAACGCAGAAACAGUGAACUCUUUCAGACACUCAUCAGCAAGUCUCGGGAAACAAAUCUUUCCAAAAAGAAAGUCUGUGAGAAGCUGAGUGCAGAAGAAGAGAUGAAAAAGUGUAUUCAGGAUUUUAAAAAAAUCCACAUUCCAGAUUAUUUUCCAGAGCGCAAACGUCAAUGGCAGUCUGAACUGUUACAGAAGUACGGAUUAUAGUAAUUUAUCUCAGUCUUGCAGUAUUUCAAUGAUGUUUAAUGUUUACUACAAUGUCACUACCUGACUGAUGUCCUAACAACGGUCAGUGUGAUUCUUGCUGCUCUCCCUAUUUGUGAACAGUGGAUGUGGGACAAUAUUUUAUUUCAUUAUUUUUUUUGUUCAUUUUUAGAAAUUAAAAAAACAAUGAAAUCAAUAAUUGUUGAAUCAAAAUGGUGUAUCUGGUUCAAACCAUUUUGCAAAAAUGAAAGUUAUAUGUGCAUGGUCAAAAACUGUAGAAUCUUGAUUUUUGAACUGCGAUCAACUGGACAUAUUUGUCAUUUUGUAACUCACCAAAAACAAAUCAUCCUAUCACAUCAACUAAAAUGACAAUAUGAAUGAACCAACAUCAAGUAAAAUUUUAGGUGGUGGUUUUAGGAACCAAAUCCCAAACUGUUUAAAUGUUAAUGCAAUAAAACAAGUAUUAUUUUUGCAUGAGCACAAUGUUACAAGUAAAUCACAUGAAAUAGGGAAGAUCUGUUUGUUGCUUGGAAAGAAAAUAAAAUUACUAAAAAUAUAGCAAAAAAAAAAACUGUUUCAGGCAAAGCCUAUAAAUGUAAGUGUCUAAGGGACUGGAUUUUCUUUGUUCCAGAUCUGUGAUUUUUUUGUGUAUGUGUAUGGUGUUCUGUAUGUUAAGAUGGUGUAAAUAUGCCUUAUACUGUUGUGUUAUGGCACCGACAUUUCCCUAUUAAUGCUAGUCAUGAUUAUUUCUGUGAAAUGAGUCCUUUACAUCAGACUGUGAAAACUAGUAUCUUGAUGCUCUGAUAGAUCCUACUAUCAUGUUAAAGUAAGUGAAAGAAAAUGGUAAA
Molecule: messenger RNA, 2261 nt
Organism: Loxodonta africana (African savanna elephant)
Lineage: Eukaryota; Metazoa; Chordata; Mammalia; Proboscidea; Elephantidae
Gene: KCTD8
Product: potassium channel tetramerization domain containing 8
Exons: 2
Coding region: 1-1416 (471 amino acids)
Biological process (GO): regulation of G protein-coupled receptor signaling pathway; protein homooligomerization
Cellular component (GO): signaling receptor complex
Molecular function (GO): protein binding
Source: RefSeq, a predicted model, not a curated record